This is a messenger RNA of Candidozyma haemuli, 3399 nucleotides long. RefSeq lists its product as uncharacterized. The record is from RefSeq and is a predicted model, not a curated record. Bases 1 to 3399 code for a protein of 1132 amino acids. NCBI's taxonomy places the organism in Eukaryota, Fungi, Ascomycota, Pichiomycetes, Serinales, Metschnikowiaceae. Gene Ontology annotation, biological process: superoxide metabolic process. Gene Ontology annotation, molecular function: protein binding; metal ion binding. The transcript is spliced from 3 exons.
AUGGUAGCGUCCUUCGAAACAGUAUUCCAAUUGCCAUUGCAUUGCAAUAGAUGCGUGAACGAUGUACAAGAGGCAUUAUCUUCAUUAGAUCAUGUGGAGGAAGUAAGGGUGGAUCUUGACAAUCAGUCGGUCGCUGUAACCGGCUUAACCCCACCGUCAGCGGUAGUCAAAGCGUUGCGGAAUAUUGGGAAAGAUGCUAUCAUCAGAGGUAGUGGAAAACCAGAUUCGGCUGCAGUUUGUAUCUUGGAAUCAUUCGGUUCCAAUGAAAAUUCGCAACCAGUCAAAGGUCUCGCCAGGAUUGUUGAAAUAGGUAAAGCUAACAUCGUGGUUGAUCUCACGGUAGCUGGGCUUAAGAAAGGUUUAUACUUUCCUCUGAUCAGGUAUUCAGGAAAUCUUAGCGAAGGCGCCUUAUCCACGGGAGGAUCAAUGUACGAGUUUGCCCCAAUUGAUGUCUCACUGCCAAUGACGGAGGAUUCAUUUAUCAGCUCAAUUGGAGCACUGAGGGAUCAAAAUGAUGCCUUAUUCUCGUCUCAGUCGUUUAUGCAUGCAAAUUUGGGCGUAAAGGACCUCAUUGGAAGAAGUAUCGUGCUAUCAAGUUCGAGGGACACGGUGGACAAAGACUCUUUAUGUGGAGUUAUUGCUCGAAGCGCAGGAGCAUGGGAGAAUGACAAAAGUCUUCUUACCGAGAUGAAUUUGCAUAUCGAGCGACUACUGUUGGCUGAAAACAGGCUCAGGUUUAUCCCUGAUGAACUACUGGUAGUUUGCGAUGAUAGAUUGAGGGCCCUUGAUCUUCGAAGCAACGAUCUCCACGAGAUUCCCAGUAGCAUAGCUGCGAUGUAUCCCAAUCUUGAGCUUCUUGAUCUUUCAUCAAACCAGUUAUGGAAUCUACCUAAUUCGACUUCCUCCUUGGAGAAUUUGAGAGUUUUGAAGUUGAAUAACAAUGUAUUCUCCUACCUUCCCCCAAUUCUAGGGGAACUCAUAUCUUUGGAGAAAUUGGUUGCCCACGGAAAUCCGCUAGUUGUUCCAUCGCAACAGGCUAUUCAAACGCUCGAGAAAGACACGAAUCGUUUGAAAGCAUAUUUGCUCUCUAAUAGUCUUUUGUUAGAGCAGAACUUAAACCAGCAAUUGCAACGGGUGAAGUCUACUAACCUGGUUUCAACAAGGUCGAGGUCCUCGUCCGAUACUAAAAUGAAGACAUCCAAGGCAUCUCGAAGGAUGGGUUUAAUCAUAAACAAAAACAAGAAACAAGAAGCUAAAAGCGAUUCUGGUCAAAAAGCUGACAAGUUAGCAGAUCAUUCGGAGUCGAAUGCUGGAAGGCAGGAACCAGAGUCGCAUGAGACCCAUCUGAUACCGAGAACGUCUCCACCAGCUAUUUCAAUGACUAGGCUGCGACAGAAUACCAUGACUGAAAUCAAUGAUAUGCUUCAACAACCAGAGCUUAGUGAUACAGAAUACAAAUCGGGGGCUUAUUUUCGUCGUCUUUCCACUUUGCAAGAGCUUCCCUCCGCAGACCAGAAGCGUGAGACGUUUUCAAUGCUUGACAGACUGAGUGAUGUCUCCAAACCGAAUGACUUUGGGAUUAGCAAAUCACCGAAUCCAACUUCCGCGGCAUCUAACGUUGUGCGAAUCAGUGAGACAUUUUUGCCAGGAUCAUUCGUCAAUACGAACGAAGCUGUGAUCCCUAACGCAAAUUCAGGCCAUGAUAACAGCAUCCUAGAUUUAGCUACAAUUUUAAAAGUAGCCCGCAAAAUUUUGUUCUCCUUCAGCGAGUUUCAUUCUUCAAUUAAGCGCUUGACUGGCUUUUGUACGGAUCGAAAAAUAGCAGCUAGGACAAUUUCAUUGCUCCAUAAUUCUAAAAGUGAUAUUGAUAACUUAGUGGAAACCAUGGAAUCUUCUGAGGAGCAGAAUGAAGGAUCAGAUGAUCUUUUUAACGUUGUUACAACUUGUGUUCAUUCUUUUAAACAGAUAUUGUCAUAUUUGGUAGACAAUUUCUCCUACUAUGUUGCUCGGAUUGAUGUAUGCUUCAUCCGUAUGGUGUAUCUUACGAUCUUUGGUGCGUUCAAUGAAUUGCAAAACGCUCAUGGAAUAAUCAAUCCCAACUUGAAGCUCUCGAACCCGAAGUCGCAUGGUAUUUUGGCAGACCAUUCGAAGCUUCUGCUGAGCAAUCAAAACAUCGAAUAUCUGGUAGAGCAAAACAAGGAUGGGUACAGUAAUCAAGCGUUUCUUCAAAGGACGGAUAAUAACACUGUCCUUGAUGAUGUUGACGAAAAACUAUACGAAUCUAUCAAUGUGGCAAUCACAAACGCGCAGGUUGUCUUCAACGAACUCACAAAAGCUAUGAAUAAGAGCGCUGUCGCAUCGACUAACAAUGGUCCACAAGCGAUGAAUCCCCUGGUCGCUUCAAAGUUUAAGGACUUAACUAAUACUUGCAUGUCCUUGAUGGACAUCACAAAACGUCUUUCCGCAAAAAUACCAACCGUUAAAGCUAGCCUUGCUAUACAAGCCAAGAAGGCUUUUUGGGACGACAUCAAUGUUUUCCUUAAGGCUAUUAUCCAAACAUUUUCGUCUGUCAAGCUUAUAAUGAAGGACGCACCAAUCUUGAACGAGGUCCGGCAAUCCAUGGCGAAUCUUACGAAGGCAACCAAGGAACUCACUAUCUUACUCGAGGCCUCAUCUUUUAGCAUCUUUUCUGAGGCGGCCCUGACAGGAUCAUUUGCCUGGAGCCAUUCUCACACGAAUCUCUCACAUCUUGGGUCGCUGUCGGCUCCUGUGCGGACACCGCUAGUCGCAACAGUAGGCGCUGCAGCGGCGCAGGCUAUAAUGCCAAAUAAUGACAACUCCACAUUCGAUGACACUAUAGUCAAGUCGACCGAUGGGGGAGGUUAUGGACAUGGAAAAGAAUUUCGCCAUGAUAACUCGGUGUUGAAGAAAGAUGGGUGUUCCGUUAAGUCUCAGCCGCAGGUUCAAAUUUUGGGUCAGGGACAAUUUGCGGCUGACGAGCCAGGAAAUGAAAAUGGAGAGGAAAUCAACCUCACACAUCCUUCACAUACGACAUUCCACAACCAGCCGCUUUCUCAGGACGAUAUCAAGGAUAGGAAGCAAACCCGCUUCUACAGAUGGCACAUAGAUUCAGCUUUGUAUGGCUUAUCGCCACCAAAGGUCACGACAUUGUUAGGAAUUAAAGUGCCUCCAGCUACGCAAACACAGACCAUCGAUUACAAUGAUGGUUCUGGUGAAGUGUUGAACCUCCUGCAAGGAGCAACAUGCUUUGUAAGUGGUCAAGAAGCUUUCGAGAGACUAUCGAUCGAGGAAAAGGAGUUUGCACUUCAUACUCUUGUUGAAUACGCCCCCAUCCCUAUAUAUUCAUUUCGCCAGCCAAAGCCACGAAAGACGGAUUAA